GCCAGUCCGUGGGGUCUGGAUCGCAGCCGCCAUGCCUUGGCCCUUCUCGGAGUCCAUCAAGAAGAGGGCCUGCAGGUACCUGCUGCAGAGGUACCUGGGCCACUUCCUCCAGGAAAAGCUCAGCUUGGAGCAGCUCACCCUGGACCUCUACCAAGGCACCGGCUCCUUGGCACAGGUGCCCCUAGACAAGUGGAGUCUUAAUGAGAUUCUCGAAUCAGCAGAUGCUCCUCUGGAAGUCACUGAAGGAUUUAUUCAGUCAAUUUCUCUUUCUGUGCCCUGGGGUUCGUUACUUCAAGAUAACUGUGCACUUGAAGUGAAGGGCUUAGAGAUGGUCUUCAAGCCAAGACCCCGACUAACUUCUGGUUCAGAGCCCAUGUAUUGGUCAAGCUUCAUGACUAGUAGUAUGCAGCUUGCAAAAGAAUGUCUUAGCCAGAAACUGACAGAUGAACAAGGAGAAGGUUCCCAGCCUUUUGAAGGGCUUGAAAAGUUUGCUGAAACAAUUGAAACAGUUUUAAGGAGAGUGAAAGUCACCUUUUUAGACACUGUUCUGCGAAUUGAACAUGUGCCAGAUAACUCAAAAAGUGGGACAGCUCUUGAAAUCCGCAUUGAGAAAACGAUGUACUACGAUGAAACGGCCGAUGAAUGCUCUGGAAUUAAUGUGCAUCAGCCCACAGCUUUUGCUCACAAAUUGUUACACCUCACAGGUGUUUCUUUCUUCUGGGAUGAAUUUCUGGCAUCAGCAAAAUCUUCUCCAGUGUGUUCAGCUACACAAUUGGCAACAGAACCAAAGCUCUCACCUAGCUGGAACCCAAAAAUUGUGUAUGAGCCACACCCACAAUUAGCAAGAAACUUGCCAGAGGUUUCUCCAUCUGAUCCUGUGCAAAUAUGUAAGCUGAUUGGAAGGAUGGAACUGAGCCUUACAUUAAAGCAAAAUGAAGUGCUUCCAGGAGCAAAGUUGGAUGUAGAUGGAGAGAUAGAUUCGAUACACCUAUUCCUGUCACCCAGACAGGUACAUCUUCUGCUGGAUAUGUUAGCAGCUAUAGCUGGACCAGAGAAUCCUAGCAGAAUCGAAUUGUGCAAUAAAGAUAGGAGAAACCGGCCAAUGCAGCAGGAAGAUGAAUAUCGGAUUCAGAUGGAGCUCAACCGCUACUUAAGAAAAGACACAUUGCCUACAGGAGCACAGUCUGAUCCGAGUUUCUAUGAGACGGAGGCAGCCAGAACUCCUUCAAGCCGAGAAGAAGAAGUGUUUUUCUCGAUGGCUGACAUGGAGAUGUCUCACAGUCUUUCCUCUCUGCCACCUCUUGGAGACCCACCAACUAUGGAUUUAGACCUUUCUUUAACUAGUACAUACACCACUACUCCUGCAGGAUCUCCCCAUGGCGCUGCGGUGCAGCAGCCAGCCUGGGGAGAUUGUUUUGAUCAAAACAAACAGGAACCGCCACACGUAAGAGGUUCAUCCUUUACACCUAGUGUCAUCCACUCAGCUCCACCGCGGAGGACUUCUCUUCCAUCCAGAUCUGUCUCAGUGGAUGAAUCUAGACCUGAACUUCUUUUUCGACUAGCAGUGGGUGCUUUCUCAGUAUCGGUACUUCAUAUUGAUCCUUUGCCACCCCCUGAAACGUCACUGAACGCCAAUCCACUUACACCAAUGGCACAGGAUUUUUUUACCCGCAUAGAAAAGGUUGAUCCAGUUAAGUUUCCAACAGAAGAUUUUCUGUCCCUCCGAGAAGUAUUUGCAAAGGCUUGUUCACACGAUCACCUUAGGUUUAUAGGCACAGACAUCAAAGUGUCCCAUGAACAAAGACAGAGAUCGGCUUCCCGUUGUUUGAGUACAGAUUUAUAUAUUGGACAGAUGGAACUUCUGGAGUGCCUCUUUUCCAUGGACUCUCAUUCUGACAUACCUCACUAUACAGAGCUGCUAAUGUUUAACUCUGAAAGACAAGGAAACAAGUUGCACCCUCUCUCCUGCCUUCAGCUCCAUUACAAGCACUCGGAUAACAGAGGGCCUCAGGGUAGCCAAGGGAGAUUGAGCUCUGUCCCCCAGAAAGCAGAUUUACAAAUCAAGUUGAGUCCAGCUUUCUGUGAAUUAGAUAUCAGCAUUGUGGAUAGACUAAAUUCACUGCUUCAGCCGCAGAAGUUAACCACAGUGGAGAUGAUGGCAUCACAUAUGUACACCUCCUACAACAAACAUAUUAGCCUGCACAAGGCAUUUGCUGAAGUUUUUCUGGACGAUUCCCGUACUCCUGCAAAUUGCAAAGUGUCGGUACAAGUGACUGCACCAGCUUUGAAGCUCUCAGUUCGCUUCCCAAUUCCUGACCUGCGGUCAGACCCAGAACGUGGACCUUGGUUCAAGAAAUCACUUCAGAAAGAAAUUCUUCAUUUAGAAUUUGCAGAUAUGGAACUCAAAACCGAGUUUACAGGAGGACCAACUCCAGAGCAAGUUAAAUUAGAGCUCACUUUUAAAGAGCUAACUGCAUCAUUUGAAGAAGGCAAAGAGGAAUCAGCUGUACAAUUUUUUCAAGUUUCCAGUGGAGUAGUUGGAGAGAUGGUCUCAUCAGACAACUUUGACUGGCCACGGAUUGUACUUAAAAUAAACCCACUGGCUGUGCACUCCAUUCUGGAAAGGAUAGCUCCUGAGGAUGAAGAGGAGGUUGAUGGUCAUUUUCAAGAAGAGGAAGAAGGAGGAUCUCACUCCCUGAAGGAUGUGUGUGAUCUUAGAAGACCAAAGCCAUCUCCCUUUUCCUCUCGUCGAGUCAUGUUUGAGAAUGAAGAAAUGGUGAUGCCAGGAGACGCAUUGGAGAUGACUGAGUUUCAGGAUAAAGCAAUCAGCAAUUCUCAUUAUGUACUGGAGCUCAUGUUACCAAAUGUGUAUUUAACAUUCCCAAACAAGACCUUUUAUGAAAAGCUGUAUAAUCGGAUCAGUAAUGAUUUAUUACUGUGGGAACCCACAGCUCCAUCUCCUGUGGAAACAUUUGAAAAUAUUUCUUACGGUGUUGGACUUUCGGUGGCCAGCCAGCUGAUCAACACAUUCAGUAAAGACAGUCAAUUCAAAUCUACUAUUCACUAUGAUGAUGAUAGUGGGUCUGAGGAGGAAACACUCCAAUAUUUUUCCACCGUUGAUCCAAAUUACUGUUCCCGGAGAAAGAAAAAAACUGAACCCCAGAACAGGAACACACAGAGUUUUCUGUCAGUUCUUUUGAACGUUAAUCAUGGAUUAGUGUCAAUAUUCACUGAUGUCAAGCAGGACGAUGGGAGUGUAUGUGAAGACAAACAUGGAGAAUUUUGGUUUGAGUUCAGUAGUGGGUCGCUGUUCUGUGUGACAAAGUAUGAAGGCUUUGAAGACCAGCAUUACAUCUGUCUCCAUUCUAGUAGCCUCAGCUUAUAUCAUCAAGGUGUGGUGGAUGGAGUUGUCUGUCCAUCUGAAGUAAGGCUGCCAAGUGCAACGCCACCCCAUUUGUUAGAGCCUACUAUUUACUUUUCGGAAGAAGACGGUCUCAGUAGGGCUUCCUCAGAUGGUGUGGGAGUGGACUGCUUAAGCAUGUUGUCUGUUGCAGUUAAGAUACAAUCAAAUAAGUUGGAGACCAAUACAAAGGAGUUUUUAGUUGCUGUUGGACUAAGAGGAGCCACUCUUCAACACAGAGUACUUCCUUCAGGUUUAAGCUGGCAUGAACAGAUUUUGUAUUUUUUGAACAUUUCUGAUGAGCCUGUGUUGGGAUAUAAUCCUCCAGCUUCUGUUACAACUUUUCACGUCCAUCUCUGGAGUUGUGCCCUGGAUUACAGGCCUCUGUUUUUGCCAACUAGAUCACUUCUUACCGUUGAAACAUUUAGCAUUUCAAGUAGUGUGGCACUGGAUAAAUCAUCUUCUACUCUCAGAAUAAUCUUGGAUGAGGCUGCUUUGCAUCUGUCUGACAAGUGUAAUGUUACAGUGAACCUCCAAAGGGAUUAUGUUCGAGUUAUGGACAUGGGACUCUUAGAACUGACUAUAAGGGCAAUGAAACCUGGAUCUGAUGGAGAGAGAAGUAAGCCACGUUUUGAACUCCAUUGUUCCAGUGAUGUGAUCCACAUUAGAACGUGCUCAGAUUCCUGUGCUGCGUUAAUGAAUCUUAUCCAGUAUAUUGCAAGUUACGGUGAUCUGAAUCCACCUGCAAAGAUAGAGAAUACUUGUGGAGCAACCAAGCAAAAUGUUAAGGCAGAUUUCUCUAGCCGGCCAUCAUCCCAAGGUCCAAUCCUGGCAGAAGCUGACCAACAGAUUUUACGGGAUUUAAUGAGUGAUGCUAUGGAAGAGAUUGAAACCCAGCAACUUACUUCCCCCUCUAAGCCACAAGCUAAUGGUGUUUUGGAUGAAAAGACACAAACGCCAGCACCAACUUGCUCAGAUCUCUUCCUGUUUCCUGAUGAAAGUGGGAACCUCUCUCUUGAGCCAAGUCCUACCUAUGCUUCCUUCACUCCCCAUAUGAUUAAUGAAGCGAUAGGAGAUGUACCUUCCGAAAACGAUGACUUCUGUAUUCUUUUUGCACCGAAAGCUGUUGUCUCUGAUAAAGUAGAAGAGCCAGUAGUAAAAACUAUGGUUGAUGAUGCGAUCCUGAUAAAAGAGAACCAUUUCAGUCUGCCGGUGAAAAAGGCAGACACUAACAAAGGUCCAUUGAGAUUUCCUAUCCCAUUGGUGCGCUACGUUGUGAAAGAAAUCUCACUCAUUUGGCACCUUUAUGGGGGAAAGGACUUUGGAAAUGCACCCCCUACAUCUCCAGCUAAGAGUUACAUUAGUCCUCAGAGCUCUCCUUCUCACACACCAACAAGGCAUGGGCGCAACACAGUCUGUGGUGGAAGAGGAAGGAACCCAGAUUUCUUAAUGGAAAUACAGUUAAGUAAGGUCAAAUUCCAGCAUGAGGUAUAUCCAUCCGGCGAAGCAGAGUGUGAGGUCAACCUGCUGGAGCAACCUGUGUCUCGUCAAGUGUUUGUGGUUCAAGAUCUUGAGAUCAGAGAUCGCUUGGCUACAUCACAGAUGAAUAAAUUUCUCUACCUCUAUUGCAGUAAGGAGAUGCCUAGGAAGGCACAUUCUAAUAUGUUGACGGUCAAAGCUCUGCAUGUUCGUCCAGAGUCGGGCAGAUCGCCCCAGGAGUGUUGUUUGCGAGUGUCAUUAAUGCCACUUCGUCUCAACAUUGACCAGGAUGCCCUGUUUUUCUUGAAGGAUUUUUUCACUAGCCUGUCUACAGAAGUAGAAGUCCUAAUGACUCCAGAUCCCGAGGUUAAGAAGCCUCCUGGUGCAGAUGUAACAUGUACCUUGCCCAGGCACCACAGCAAUUUCAAAGAGCCAAGUCCAGUCAUUUCUUUCUCCUUAUACAAGCGAGCGAGCCAGAACGGAAGUGUCGAUUCUGUGGAUAUGCUCAAUGGGGAUGACCAUAAUUUUGCACACGAAGAGGCAUCAUUCAGUGACCAGCCAAUCUUUUUCAGAGAAUUUCGAUUUACAUCGGAAGUUCCAAUACGUCUUGAUUACCAUGGCAAGCAUGUUUCUAUGGAUCAGGGUACAUUAGCUGGGAUUCUGAUUGGGCUUGCUCAGUUAAACUGCUCAGAAUUGAAACUGAAGAGGCUUUGCUAUAGACAUGGGUUGCUAGGUGUGGAUAAGCUUUUCUCUUACGCCAUCUCAGAAUGGAUUAACGACAUCAAGAAAAACCAGCUACCAGGUAUUCUAGGAGGAGUCGGGCCAAUGCAUUCAUUAGUUCAAUUAGUGCAGGGUCUAAAAGACUUGGUGUGGUUACCAAUAGAACAAUACCGAAAAGAUGGCCGCAUUGUAAGAGGCUUUCAGAGAGGCGCAGCUUCUUUUGGUACAUCUACUGCUAUGGCAGCAUUGGAACUGACAAACAGAAUGGUUCAGACCAUACAGGCAGCUGCAGAAACAGCUUAUGACAUGGUUUCCCCCGGGCCUAGUUUAAUUGAGACAAAGAAGAUCAAACGACUUUCUCGCUACCGCCUGGCUCAUCAGCCUGUGGACCUUCGUGAAGGUGUGGCCAAAGCAUACAGUGUUGUAAAAGAGGGGAUUACAGAUACGGCGCAUACCAUCUAUGAAACUGCUGCUCGAGAACAUGAGAACAGAGGAGUCACUGGAGCAGUGGGAGGUGUCCUCCGCCAGAUCCCGCCAACUGUGGUGAAACCUCUCAUAAUGGCAACAGAGGCGACGUCAAAUGUGUUGGGCGGCAUGAGAAACCAAAUCAGGCCCGAUGUGCGUCAGGAAGAGUCCCAGAAGUGGCGCCUUGGAGAGGACUGAUAGCUUUAAGCAUGUUUGACGUACAGAGACUGGGAAACUGGAAGCAUAAAUCGUUUAUCCUCAUGGCAGCUUUAGAUGGGACGUAUCCUUUGAAUAUGCUUAUCUCAGGAACACAAGAGAUUGGAAAGCAAUUGGAUGGCAAAACCUGAAAGCAAGUUUGGUCAGUGCCAAAUGGAGCUUAGGCAUCAAGCUACUUUUUUAAAAAAUUACAGCCAAAUCCAGGAAAAUGCUGACUUUAGACUGGGCGCCAUGUCCUCCUUGGUAUCUUGAUAUUUGUUGUUGGCAGGGUAUUUUUGUUCUUCUUUCGAAGCAACCACACUUCCCAUACUUAUCAGUCUACAUGCAUAUAAAGGGGUUCCCCAACCAUGGUUGAAAUAUGUUUUAAAAAGCAAAGGGUUACAUUAGUGCCCUUCUGUAACAGGGUUGAUGUCUGGUGUGAGACAUGGACACUACAGGAUACUAAAAGGAAAAGGGGAUUUCAAUUAUUUUGCUAAUUGUGAGUGUCUCACAUGUGGCACUUAGCAACAAGGACAAUCUGUCUUGAUACCUGGUCAGAAAAUUGUUUUCAGAUGACUGUGGACAUCUGUUUCCCCUACAUAAUGACUGUUUCCCCUACAUAAUGAAUUCCUCCUUUUGUGGAGAUUUGAGCAAUCUGAAUGUUGCAGACAUGUUCUGUUGUGUUGCACUUUAAAGAAUUUUGCCUGUAUAUUGCCUUUUUAAAAUAGUUGUUAAUAAAUGUGCAUUUUGUCCUUA
Lacerta agilis (Sand lizard) is the source of this 7015-nucleotide messenger RNA. It is a transcript of the gene ATG2B, whose product is annotated as autophagy related 2B. The transcript is spliced from 42 exons. Gene Ontology annotation, molecular function: phosphatidylinositol-3-phosphate binding. The coding region runs from base 32 to 6262 and encodes 2076 amino acids. Gene Ontology annotation, cellular component: phagophore assembly site; extrinsic component of membrane. The record is from RefSeq and is a predicted model, not a curated record. Lineage: Eukaryota; Metazoa; Chordata; Lepidosauria; Squamata; Lacertidae. Gene Ontology annotation, biological process: autophagy of mitochondrion; piecemeal microautophagy of the nucleus; autophagosome assembly.